AUGUCAAAGUCACAACCCAGCUCCGAGAAAGGGCAUGAUUAUGUCUCAUUUGUUGUGACCAAAGCGCACGCAGCCUACUAUUUCAAAAAUCCUAUCUCAGCAAAAGCUCAUGAGAAUGCGGCCGCCUGCAUGCCUGGAGGAAACACUCGCACAAGUCUGCAUGCUGAGCCAUUUCCGUUGUCGAUCAUAUCAGGCACUGGGAAAGAAUUGACUUCCGCCGAUGGACAUACCUACAUCGAUUUCUUGGGCGAAUACAGCGCCGGCUUACUUGGGCACUCAAACCCCCGCAUUGAAGAAGCUCUCAGCAAAACCAUGAAAAGCGGCUGGAAUUUUGGUGGAGCGACUCUUUAUGAGAAAAAGCUGGCGCGGAAGGUUACAGCGCGGUUCUCGAAAGGAGGUAUGGACUUGGUGCGGUUUACGAACUCUGGAACGGAGGCUAAUAUGAUGGCAAUUGGCGCCGCUAUUGCUUGGACUGGACGAAAGAAGAUUCUCGUUUUCAGCAGCGGAUAUCAUGGUGGCACAUUUAUCUUCACGAUGGCAAUGUGCAAGUGGUACCACUCGAAAACUUCAAGCACGCCUCCUUUGAAUAUCAACCUCCCACAUGAGUUCGUUGCGGCACCCUUCAACAAUCUCAAAGAGACAAAGAUAAUCAUCGAAAGCUUGCCAAAAGACAGCUUGGCAGCAAUAUUGAUCGAACCUGUCCAAGGAUCAUCUGGAUGCCGUCCUGCACUCCCCGAGUUUCUCACAUACCUGCGAGAAACGUGUGAAAAGUUGGGUGCUUUGUUCAUCGUUGACGAAGUCAUGACUUCUCGUCUUGGGCCUUCGGGAUAUUUGGAGACGCUGGGUCUGAGAGCAGAUCUUAUAACGCUGGGCAAAUGGAUUGGUGGUGGAAUGAGCUUUGGAGCUUUUGGUGGGAGAGGAGAUAUUAUGGAGAUGUUUGAUCCCGCACGAAGCACGAAAGGCUUGAUGCACGCUGGGACAUUCAAUAAUAAUGUGUUCUCCAUGUCAGCGGGUAUCGUGGCGUUGGACAUUUAUAACGAGCAGAAACUGAAGGAAUUCAACGCCAGGGGUGACCGCAUGAAAGCUGGAAUUACGAAAGUGCUUUUCGAUACCGGAAUAUACUCUCAAGAGCAUGCUGAGUAUCUCAAAGACGUCCGAGAGAUAGACAGUUUUGAAGACGAUGUACGUUUGUACACUGGGAAUGAUGAGAUCGUCAAUCUCCCCAAAGUCCUCAUAUCCAGUCGUGGCACAAUGUUGAACUUGCGUUUCACUAGCCCUCAAGCAGGCGCAUGGCACAAUCUUUAUUAUCAUUACAUGCUAGCGAAUGGGAUGUAUUUGGCAAGUCGAGGAUACACUCCGAUGAACUUGGAAAUAAGUGAUGAGGAUGUUGAUAGAUUUGUCAGCUUGGUCAAGGAGUUUUUGAUUAUACAUCUCGAUGAGAUUAAGAAUCAAGAUUGA
Glarea lozoyensis ATCC 20868 is the source of this 1458-nucleotide messenger RNA. RefSeq names its product PLP-dependent transferase. The record is from RefSeq and is a predicted model, not a curated record. Gene Ontology annotation, molecular function: transaminase activity; pyridoxal phosphate binding. The transcript has a single exon. Lineage: Eukaryota; Fungi; Ascomycota; Leotiomycetes; Helotiales; Helotiaceae. The coding region runs from base 1 to 1458 and encodes 485 amino acids.